Adineta ricciae is the source of this 1869-nucleotide messenger RNA. Lineage: Eukaryota; Metazoa; Rotifera; Eurotatoria; Adinetida; Adinetidae. The record is from the annotation of a GenBank genome assembly.
AUGCAAUUUUCCACCAAGUUAGUCAUUCAUGACCUAAUCCUUAGUUCAACUAGUUCAACAAUCAACACGAUUAUUCAAUCAUAUCAAUUGAAUUCGACAAAGGAAAACACCUCUCUACACAAUACGCCAAAAGAACACGUUCAACUAAAUAGUUUACCAUUGGGUAUUUUUCUCAGUUUAUUUUGUUUUAUUACUGUGUUUGGCAAUGGUCUUGUCAUAUAUGCUAUUGUUCAAGAGCGUUAUCUUAAAUCGGCAACAUAUUAUUAUAUGGCAUCAUUAGCUUGUGCUGAUCUAAUUGUCGGGUUAAUUGUUAUACCAUUUGCUAUUGUGCAAGUUAUAUUCGAUGAUUACUGGCCAUUUGGUAAUACCUUGUGUGAUCUUUGGCAUUCGAUUGAUGUGUGUGCGACUAUAACAAAUCCGAUCUCCUAUCAUCAAACAUUUUUUGUUAAGCGAUGGCCAUAUUUACUUGCCGCUGUUUGGUUAUGUUCAGGUUUGAUCUCAUUUCCUGCCAUCGCUUACUGGCGUCUUAACUCACGUCAAUACAAUGAAAAUCUCUGUCAAUUUCCUGAUGAUGUAUAUUACGUUCUCUUUUCAUCGUUAAUUUCGUUUUAUAUUCCUUUAUUUGUCAUGAUCUUUGUCUAUAUAAGAAUCUAUCGUGCUGCAGUUAAACAAUUACAGGCAUUCAAAACCGGUGUUAAACUUGCAUCACCAACAACGAAAAGAAAUAGGAAAGGUUUGAAAGACGAUGAAACACCAAGUGCACCUCCACCUGAUGUCUGUUUACGUAUUCAUCGCGGUAAAUAUCAUGGUAUACCAUCGACAGCACGUGAAUCUUCAUCAACAGCCACUCCUGCUGAACCUGGUCGUUUAUCGAAUUCCGAUGAACGCUCGACAACCUUGUCCACGAACAAAUCUUCCAUACCAAUAAAGAAAUCGACUAGUGUAUUGAACGCUCCAGCAACAUCGACAACCACUGAUAAUCACCAAUUAUCGAUUGUUAAUUUGAAUACGAAAAGAAUGUCCACGCAAGAUAUUCUAUCGCCCUAUGAAUCAGCCCGAACAUCGAAAGUGAACACGAACACAGGCGGCGCGACAUCGAUCGGAAAGCGUUUAACAAAAUUCUCCAAAGAACAAAAAGCUACAAUUACGCUAGCUUAUGUCAUGGGUAUCUUUGUUCUCUGUUGGUUACCAUUUUUCGUCUAUAAUCCACUGACAGCAAUCGUGAAAAAGAUCAUUAAGGAAAACAAACCGUUAACACCAAUAGAAAAGAUUCUGACUGGAAGCGACCUUGUCUUUCAAAUGUUCACCUGGUUCGGAUAUAUCAAUUCAAGUGUCAAUCCAAUUAUCUAUGCUUAUUCCUCACGUGAAUUUCGUCGAGCUUUUAUUAAAUAUUUAUGUCGAUGUUUUCCGAUUCGAGUACGAAAUUUAAUGAUGUCGUAUCAUAAUCUACAUUUAUUACGUUAUCGUCAUGCACCUGAAUCGAACGUUUCGAAAGAAAACAAUGAAUCGGGCUCCGAUCAUAACCAUCACCUCGCUAAUCAAAUCAACCCAGGUAAACAACAUCUGAUUUCAUCCUCAUCAUCGUCAACAAUGAUCUUAUCGAAUAUACACAACAAAACUCGACAUUCGCUUUCAUCGAAACAAACGAAAAGCCUCCAGAUUCAUCAGAAGAAAAAGCAUUCACGUCUUUGGUUACUGACGAAUUGUUGUCGAAUAAAAACAAUUCAACAACAAGAUAGCAACGAUAAUCGUUCAUCACAUACGGCUUCCUUGAAAAGUACAGUCGCAGCAACUGCAACAACGAACAAUACACUUGUUGAUUAUUGUACCUAUCACGAUGUUGCCAUAUCUCGGGUAACAUGUGUCUGA